Messenger RNA from Parnassius mnemosyne (clouded apollo), 873 nucleotides. Lineage: Eukaryota; Metazoa; Arthropoda; Insecta; Lepidoptera; Papilionidae. The record is from the annotation of a GenBank genome assembly.
AUGAAGUUUUCGAUUGACGUAUUGGGUGUGUUCCUCAAAGUAGUUGUUAAGAUCAACAAAGUGACGUUUGCUCCAUUAGUAGUAUCAACUUUAUUCAUUCUCCUGACGUCAUUGUUGGCCCACUGCGCGCGAAGAGCUGUUCAGAAAUUAGUUAAGGAGCCCUUUGUGAAACUUCUCUUUGAAGAGGCAAUUGCAGCAGCGGAACUAUGCGGGUGUUGUUUUGAACUGAUUAUCAUUGCCGACAAUUUUGGUGUAGCUACUUAUGCCAUUUACUUGUUCGCUCUCACGAUCUGGUGGUCCUUGAAUUGGGGGGAUGCAACUGCUUGCCCUUACACUCACAUAGAGGAUGUCAUUGAAGGCAAAGGCGAUAUUCGAAAAUCAUUGCUGAAGACUUGGGCGGAGUUGACUGGUGGUCUACUCGUCUUCAAAUACGUCCAGAUGUACUGGGCUUUGGAAAUAUCAGAAACGCACAAAGACAAGGCAAUUGAAGACUGCAAGGCGGAUUUGCAGGUUCCAGUUAUAUACGGGGCGAUUGUAGAAGGUGUAGCUACAUGCUUUUAUCGGCUUGCAUCCAAAUCUCUCGGUGAUCUGAGUCCACGAUUCGCGACAGCUAUUGACGCUUUUAUUGGAACUUCACUUGUUGUUGCUGCAUUUGAUUAUUCCGGUGGUUACUUCAACCCAGUGUUGGCUACCUCGUUGAAAGCUGGAUGCGAAGGUCACUCACUCCUCGAGCACGCUGUUGUAUACUGGGUGGGAGCGUGCACUGGCUCAAUCCUUUCCGUUUAUCUGUACAAGUUACCAGUGAUUCAGAAUUAUAUCAGAGGCACCACUGUCGUAAAUGGCGACAGCAUAUGGGCAGACAAAGAUGAUUAA